Molecule: messenger RNA, 405 nt
Organism: Colletotrichum spaethianum
Lineage: Eukaryota; Fungi; Ascomycota; Sordariomycetes; Glomerellales; Glomerellaceae
Product: histone H3-like centromeric protein hH3v
Exons: 3
Coding region: 1-405 (134 amino acids)
Cellular component (GO): nucleosome
Molecular function (GO): structural constituent of chromatin; DNA binding; protein heterodimerization activity
Source: RefSeq, a predicted model, not a curated record
AUGCCCCCAAAGAAGAGACAGUCAGACGCUUCGCGUCGGAAAUCGCGCCAGAGCGACGUACAACCUGGUGAUCCUAUUCCCAACCGAGGCAAGCGACGCUAUAAGCCUGGCACAGUCGCUCUCAGGGAGAUCCGAAAGUACCAAAGCGGGACUCAGCUUCUGCUGCGCCAGCUUCCCUUCUCUCGCCUUGUCCGCGAGAUUGCCGAGUCGGUGAGACCCCGGGGCGAAGCAAUGCGAUGGCAAUCACAAGCGAUACAGGCACUACAAGAAGCUGCCGAGGCUUUCUUGGUCCACCUCUUCGAAGACACCAAUCUCUGCGCCAUCCACGCCAAGAGAGUGACCAUAAUGCAAAAAGAUAUUCAGCUCGCAAGACGCAUUCGGGGUGUCUGGGGCGGGCUGGGUUGA